UAAAAACUGAAUAUAAAUUUUUUUUUGUGAUUUUGUCAAAAUUAUGAGGAAUAUAAAUAUUUGUUGUACCUUUAUUAUAAACUAAGCACUACGACUUUAUACAUAAGGACUAAUAACCUUUUUUACGUGGAUGCUGGUGAAAAUGUAGGUCUCCGCUCUCCGGAUUUUUAUGGAUGGAUCGUAAAAGAUACAUAACGUUGUAACUGUAUACAGGCUUUUUAAGAAAUGACGCUCGCGACUCGAGCGAGUUGCAUAAAAUGAUUAAUAUUUAUUUCUUAAAGAAGUAAGUGAAUUAUUGAAAAAUAUAAAUAAAUAACUUAUAUAUUGUUUUACCGAGACACGAAAAAUAUAUUAGGUUAAUAAGUACUUUGCAGGAGUUUAAGAAAUAAAAUUAUAGAGUCCAAGAGAAGAAAGAAAUGACGACGAUAUUAAUCAAAUUUUGUCAUAAUUACAAUAUUAAAAAACAGAAUCUAAUAAUCUAAAUUGACAAGAAAAAAAAGAAUGAAUAAAUGAAACAAAGAAACUAGAAGGGAAAUCAACGUAGUUAGUAGCCAAAAAAAGAUUCGAAUGGUUUCGAUAUAUCGUAGACGUAGUUUUCCCAAGGUUCGUUAGCCCAACAACCGAAAAAUUUGACCUCGUACUCGAGAGAGUGGCUGGUUCGUACGGAAAUUCAGGGCGAAGGUUCCAGAGGUUCCGGUUACGAUACCCGCUACAGGUCGCCGUGUAUACGUUAGUAUCGCGGCAAGAUCCGGGCAAAGGAGUAUCAGGAAGAAUGGAAAGGGGAAUGUCGGUCACUGGGCCUUUCCUUGCGAUGACGGUACUCCGUUUAGCGCCUCGGGGCCACCUAGGAAUGUUGGAAUGGCACACAACUUGAAAAGUCUCUCGUCUUUUCUCUCCCUGCUUUCCUUUCUCUCUCCCUCUUCGUAUCCUCCUACUUCUCUAAGUUGGUAACAUUUGCGUCUGCGUCUGAUACGACGUACAUCUGCUUUUGAAUACGCCAUAAAAUAAAUUUGAUGCACGAAAUAUAAUGUAGAUACGCAGUUGAUUGAACAUCAUAUAGAUUAUGAAUACGUUCUACGUGUAGUUUAUAUUUGGUUCAUGAUUUAUGUAUAGGGUCGAAAGUUGUUCGAGGUAGAACUUUAUAAUUAAUAUUUUGUAUUCUUUAGAAAUAUUUUCGCUCAAUCUUCGAGGGUAAAUGAUAUUAAUAAUACAUUAAAUUUCCAUUUAAAUAACGUUUGAUCAAAUACCAAUCUCUUCUGCCUUCUUAUCUUCUUUUCUAAAUGUAUAUCAAAGUAGACUUGUUUACUUUUGCAUUUCAAUAUUAUCGUGCUUUGACAUGCCAAAAAGGGCUAAACACAGAGAAGCUUUUAAAUUCCAGCCAGCUUCAAAGCGCUCCCGUUGUAACUUAUUUACCGCUCUCUCCGCGGGUGUUACACUUUUUCGGUAGAUUACAUAAAAACCGAGAAAGUUCAAGCUCGUAUUUAGGUAGCUAGUGCCGCUAAAUCUCCAAUGACUUCCCUUCGAAUUUCUGUUUUUUGAAGAAACUUCUCGUAGAAAAUUCUAAAAUGUGUUCCAAUCUUUCCAGCGCAACCGGUAACGCGCAGAGGAAGAGAAGAAGUGGUCCGCCAGAGGAAGAGGAGAUUCAUGGAACGUUUACGCUUGCCAAACAGCGCCGUUUCGUUUGCACGUUUGCAACGAUGGGGGCCGGUGAACGAGAGCAAUGGACGGUCGUGCGAAACGGCAAAGCUAAACGGCAAUGCGAAACGGGCGCGGUUCACUGCAUAUUUCCAUGGCGGUUAUAGCCCAGGAUAUCGCGCGAGUACCGUAAAGGUGAAGAAGCGGGUCGUUGCCGGAUCGAAUUCCGCGCGUACCAGCUCGAACCACAUUAAUUUUCAGCGUGCGCGCUAGAAUUACACCGGAUCCUUUUGGUGAGAAAAAUGGAAGGUAAGAAAGAUGGGUGGUGCUCAGUUUUACCAGUGCCUAUCUCCUCCCUCUCCCGGCUUCUUACCGUGUUGGUUCGCCUCCCUGCGGAUGCGGCCGCUGCAACCGCACUUUUUCGUGUCUACAAUCUAUAGGCAAUACUACGUGGAGUACCGUAAAGUUGGAAGGAGCAAUACGUUCCAGAAUCGAAUUCCGGACGUGUCUGUGCGAGCCACAUGAAUUUUUCCCCAGGUUCCUCCCGCUGAGUAUCACGCCGACUAUUCUUGAAGGAAAAAAAGAACGAAGGAGAAGGAGUCGAGAAGGAAAGGAGAGAAGAAGAAGAAAUAGGAAGUAUCGAAGUAGGAGAGACUAAGAGGGACAUGGAUCCAUCGUGAUACACGAAGAGAUCGAGUCUUUCGUAGGCAAAGGCCGUUGACUGUGACGCAGUGUAAUUCCGGAUGGUUUUGGGUCAUCUGGUCGAUCGAUGGCCCGUUUCAUCUAUUAUUGAAAUAAAUUCAUCAGUACUGUAUCGAACAUUAAUGGCAAUCCAACGAUUUUGUCGGAAUUUUUCGACGAAAUUUUCGAUGUAAAACGAUCGAAGCCAGUACGAUUGGCGUUGCACGUUUCCUGGUGUUACGCCGGUGUCCAGAGACUGGCGUACGUCGACAGGGCCGUAGAAUUCUAGAAGGGGGUCAUCAUACGAGGCCGGCUCCGCCGAACGCACCGAGCCAGGACAGUAUACGAACGUCAUUCGGCGCGGACUGAGCGGCGAAAGGCGCGUUACCUGCGAGCGGUACCGCAAUUUCGAAUCGAAGUUUGCUCUCUCGUGUCUGCUUUUCUCUUUACGAACGGGAACGGCUUGCGAUUCAGUGCAACGAUCAUCGUAUAAAUCUACGCGAUAUUUGCGAUUUCUACGUUGAGCCAGUGCGAGGAAGAAAGAAAAAAGAUCACGAGGGAGAUCUACGGAUUGUUUCACGGAGAACGGAGGAUUAAUUGGCUGCACGUUUCCACGCGUGUGAAUUAUAGAAAUCGAGAUAUAGCGAGCCGAUUAAAAAAUCACUUGAUGCGCUGAGGAUGCGCCGUGAUUUCUGCAACGGUGGGCUUGCCUGCGCCGUUGUGUGGGUGUCAUCGACCUGCUGGCUGCUACUAUCUUUGUCAUCGUCGGUCACAGCAGAGCCAUCGUUGAAAGCAAUAGGUCGAUGCCCAGCCUUCGAGGAGCAGAACGUGUGUCCCGCAAGGGCGCCAAAUUGCGAGAAUGACUUCCAGUGUCAGGCGUCGGGGGAACGUUGCUGCAAGACAGCUUGCGGCACGAAAUGCGUCAUCGGCGAGCUGACAGGAUGUGAACAGCUGGCGAAAGCAGCCGUGAGAAGAUCGCGCGCCCUUGGUCCACGUGGACCGUCGCAAUUUAUACCAAAGUGCAACAACGAGACCGGCGAGUUCGAGAGGAUACAAUGUGAUCCGCGAGAGAAAAACUGCUGGUGCGUGGACGAAAUCGGUGCCGAAGUUCCAGGUACUAGGGGAUCCUCCAAGGAUGUGAUCGAUUGCGAUAAUCCCCGCGAGUGUCCCGCACAUAGCUGUCGAAUGCUUUGUCCACUAGGCUUUGAGAUCGAGCCGAAAACUGGCUGCGCUAAAUGCGAGUGUCGAGAUCCUUGCCGCGGGGUCGCCUGUCCAGGGACCAGUCAAACGUGCGAGUUGAUUGAUGUAACAUGCGCCCGUCCACCGUGCCCGCCAAUUCCCAGCUGUCGCAAAGCGAAGUCACUGUCGACAAUUUGCCCAGCCGGUGAACCGCUGCAAAUCACGGACUCGCCAAGGCCAUUCCUCUGCGGCGACUCGCCAGGGAAACCGACCUGCCCGCCGAUGUAUAGCUGCCUGGUGGAACCGAAACAGGAAUACGGAGUCUGUUGUCCGUCCAACAUUAAUCUAAAGAGACCAGGAACGUGUCCAUUGGAGGAGCCAGCUAUUUGUGGCAAUUCCUGUCAGCAUGACUUAGAGUGUCCAGGUCCGCAGAAAUGUUGCAAGAGCGAGAAGUGUGGAGGAGGAGUUUGCUCUGUUCCACAGGGGCUCAGUGCUUGUCACAGAGACCGUGUGCUGGCAGAGAUGCUGAGUAUUUCCGAGAGGCAAGGCCGUGGAUAUAUUCCUCAGUGCACGGAAGAUGGAGGAUACGAAGGUAGACAAUGCUCGAGGAACGGUCUGGUUUGCUGGUGCGUGGAUAAUAAUGGUCGAAAAAUAUCUGGAACCAUGGGACCAGCAGAUAAAGUAGAUUGCAAGUCAAUAACGAAGGGAAGAUCGCUUCCGGCGUCUUGUGUUUCCCAACAGUGCGCCCAAGUUUGUCAAUAUGGAUUUAAAACCGAUGCUUCCGGUUGUCCAACUUGCGAAUGCGACAAUCCUUGUGAAGGUUUUCCAUGUCCGGUUGGAGAACAAUGCGUUCUGCAUCGUGAAGACGGUUGCCCAGACUUUCUCUGUCCAACCAGACCAGAAUGUAAAUCGAAGAAAACUUAUCAGAGUCCUUGUGUCUAUGGAACUCCCCUUAUCGAUAACGAACGAAACGCUGUAGCCUGUUCUGAGAACGAAACUUGUCCACAAGGCUACAAAUGCACCGUUGUACCGGAAGCUGGACAAUCGGUGUGCUGCAUGACGUCAGCCAAUUCCACAAAACCACAAACCAUGUGUGAAUACUUGAGGGAAUUUAACGACCGCAUGGAAGGAACCAGGGAAGAUAUGUCUUUAGCGAUUCCACCACCACAGUGUGAGAAAGAUGGUAGCUACAAACCGUUACAAUGUCACAAUGGUACCUGUUCCUGCGUAAACGACCGGGGAGUUGUUCUAAAAAGCGGUGUGAAUCGUAGCACUGAUUGUAAAGAGAUAAACGACCUUCUCAAACUCUGUGGAUCUUUCUCCUGCAAUUUAAGGUGCCCUUACGGCUACGAAGUAGAUGCGACUGGUUGUCAGCAAUGUCGUUGUCACGAUCCUUGUAAAGAUGUCUCAUGUGGCCCACAUGAGACCUGUACGAUGGUCGACGUGAAUUGUGGAUCAGGACAACACUGUCCAGCUGUUCCAGCUUGUCUUGCCAUGAAACCAGGGCAGUGUCCGUAUCUGGUACCAAGUUCAUCGAGUUGCGAACUACAAUGUAGUAAUGAUCAAGAAUGUUCUGCCACGCAAAAGUGCUGUUCUACAGGUUGUGGGACGCAGUGUGUAGCUCCUGUGAUGGCCACAGCUUGCCAACACGCACGUGCAGUGGCAGAACAUGCGGCCAGAGAGUCAGGGGAACCAGCCAGAAGGAUUUAUAUCCCGAGAUGCGAUGCUAGUGGAGCAUUCGAGCCGGUUCAGUGUCACAAUGGAAUGUGCUGGUGCGUGGACAAGGAGGGCAGAGAGGCUGCAGGCACUCGUGUUCUCGAGGGAGUGGUACCAAAGUGUAACACACCGCUCAGAUGUCCAGAGAUCGAUUGCAAGCUUGAUUGUGCCGAUGGAUUCGAACUAAAUCCUGAUAGUGGUUGUCCAAUGUGUUCCUGUCGAGAUCCCUGCAAGAGCGUAACUUGUCGGGGAGAAAACGAGGCCUGUAGAAUGGUCGAAGUAGCCUGUAGCGUACCACCGUGUCCGCCCGUACCAGUCUGUUUGCCUAAGAAAGAUAAUCCUUGUCCAAAUGGAUCUCCUUUACUAGAUCAAAACGGUUCCCCAGCAAUUUGCGGACCACAUGGUCAACAUUGUCCAUCCACACACAAAUGUGAACUGUCUCCUCUGGAUGAAUACGCUGUAUGCUGUCCCAAACCUCGCGAAGUUUGUUUUGAACCACCACGAAAAGUACCCUGUAAUUUAGGAAUGGGUUUAAAUGAAACUGAGAGAUGGUACUUUGACCCAGAACAUAACGAAUGUAGGAGGAAAUCCGAGUGUACUCUGGGUCACAAUGAUUUCUCCAGUCGCUUAGUAUGCGAUACCGUGUGCCCUGUAUUAUCACAAUGUGAAAGACUCAGAGAGAAGAACUUGAAAACAUCUCAAAGGCUGAAGCAACCAACAUUUUUGCCCAGAUGUGACCCGGAAAAUGGCAUGUGGGAGUCUAUACAGUGUUUGGAGCACGUUGGUGUUUGCUGGUGUGUCAACAGAAAGGGUCAACCUGUGAAAGGUUCGCUUACCAGAGGAGCAGAGCCCAAGUGUAACUUUAGGCAAGCAAGACGGGGAGGCAGAGGGCCGGCAGUUCAAGAAAUCGACCGUGAAAUUCAAGCGUUCAUGGAGAACGCUCUAAUUAACUUAGAAACUGACGAGAAGCAAAUCGGGAUGGUGUUAGGCACAAGAUGUCAGGCGAUGAAGGAUAAAGGCCACGUCCCGGCAAUUUGCGAUCGUCAGGGCAGGUUCGAGCCGACGCAGUGUGCUGGGGACACAUGCUGGUGUGUCGACGAGGCAGGCAAUCAACUCAUUGGCUCAGAACCUUUCCUGAAAGGAACGAAUAUUUGCUUGCCAACUCCAGUAGAAGCUGUCGAAGUAACUCUACGUUUCCCCGGUCGAUUCCUCGGCGAUGACGAGGCUACACUGACCAGACAAGCAGAGGAUCUACUACAUGAUCUAGGCGCCAGAAUAAAGAACGACGUGCGAGUAGAAAUCAAUCAAGACUCAGCCAUACUUAGUUUCGAAGUGAUAGGACCGAACAAAGUAGACAUAGCAUUCCAUCUGGAAGAAUUAACCAGAAUACAAAAAUUAUCCAUGUUGGGAUCAUUCGCGGACGCAACCACUUCUCGUUUCACACACAGAUCUCCUCCAAUAGCUAUGCAGAGUAGAAUUGUAGCAUUAGAACAACGAGAAAUCCUCACAGAAGUGGAAACGCCCGUUUAUCAAACUGCAACCUUGGUUUUGGCUGCUGGAAGCGCUUUCAUAAUUAGCAGUUUGCUGAUUUUAUUGAUGUUAUACCGUAAAAAGAUGAAAAUGAAAGAUCCAUCAAAAAAUUUGGCGGCGGAUCAGCACUUCCUCGCGUACCAGCAACCAGUGUAUGUGAUAUCGGGCGUAGAACAGGAAGAGAAGAAGAAGGACAUAGCCGAAGCGCAAGAGAGUACGUCUACCUCGGAUGUGGUCGUCGGUACAUAGAAAAGAUCAAGAGUUCGUCGCGUAGAUCGCUCUUAUUCCGUGCGCGAAUAUAGUCAUGAUCCAAGUCACGUCUACGUAAUCCCCUUCAUAUUUCGAUGAGAUAUUUAUUCUUUGAAUAUGAGAUACAUCGCGACUGCCAGAAUUGACGGUCGACCGAAUAAAUUGCAAACGGUACUUCCUUCCUUGUGGACACCAUGCGAUAUCGAUCCCACAAUAUAGGAUGUAACGUGUAGCCACAAUACGGAUUUUAUUUUAAAAAAUUAAAAAAAUGGAAUUCGGUCGGUCGUCGAGAAAUAAUAGUUUUUAUUUAGAACAAUCUGAUCUUCUCGCGGGUCUCUCUGUUUCACCUAGAACUUAUCGAAGCCACCAACGCAAAAAUGUCCUGGCUCGAGAACGAAACGCCGAGGAUAUCGUUGCGUUAAAUGUAUGUAUAUCAUGGGUGUAAAUAUUAGACUCAUACUGUGUUCGUUUAUUUAUAUAGCUCAAUAAAGAUCGGAAAUUCCUUUA
Molecule: messenger RNA, 7497 nt
Organism: Bombus pyrosoma
Lineage: Eukaryota; Metazoa; Arthropoda; Insecta; Hymenoptera; Apidae
Product: balbiani ring protein 3
Exons: 13
Coding region: 2995-6990 (1331 amino acids)
Biological process (GO): cell-matrix adhesion
Cellular component (GO): basement membrane; extracellular region
Molecular function (GO): serine-type endopeptidase inhibitor activity
Source: RefSeq, a predicted model, not a curated record